Serinus canaria (Common canary) is the source of this 9684-nucleotide messenger RNA. RefSeq names its product notch receptor 2 (gene NOTCH2). The record is from RefSeq and is a predicted model, not a curated record. Gene Ontology annotation, cellular component: signaling receptor complex; membrane. Gene Ontology annotation, biological process: regulation of developmental process; cell differentiation; Notch signaling pathway. The coding region runs from base 27 to 7376 and encodes 2449 amino acids. The transcript has 33 exons. Lineage: Eukaryota; Metazoa; Chordata; Aves; Passeriformes; Fringillidae. Gene Ontology annotation, molecular function: calcium ion binding; signaling receptor activity; Notch binding.
CCGUGGCGGCGGGAGCGGCCGUGGCCAUGGACCGCGGAGCGGGGCCCGCGCUCGCCGCGCUCCUCGCCCUGGUGCUGGCCGUGCUCCACCGCGCCGAGCCCGCCGCCGCUCUGCAGUGUAUGGAUGACUCCAAGCCAUGUGUUAAUGAGGGAAAGUGCAUUCCAUAUCAAAAUGGUACAGGAUAUUGCAAGUGCCGAGAAGGCUUCCUUGGAGACUACUGUCAGUACAGAAACCCCUGUGAGAGCAAUACCUGUAAGAACGGCGGUACCUGUGAAGCUGCAUCCCUGAUAGGAAAGCCGACCUGCAAGUGUGCUCCAGGAUUCACGGGGGAGGAGUGUCAGUACUCAGAAUCUCACCUCUGCUACGUGUCCCAGCCCUGCCUGAACGGGGGCACUUGUCACCCCCACGGCCAGGACACGUACGAGUGCGUCUGUCUUCCAGGCUUCACAGGAAAGGAAUGCCAGUGGAUUGAUGCCUGCACGUCCCAACCGUGUGCCAAUGGAAGUACGUGCACCGUGUCUGGAAAUAAGUUCUCCUGCACCUGCCUGGCAGGCUACACCGGCCAGAGGUGCGAGACAGACGUGAAUGAGUGUGCCACGCCGGGGCUGUGCCAGCACGGUGGCACCUGUGUCAACCUGCCCGGCUCGCACCGCUGCCAGUGCCGGCCGGGCUACACCGGCCCCCGCUGCGAGAGCCUCUACGUGCCCUGCUCGCCGUCACCCUGCCUGAACGGGGGCACCUGCCACCAAACCAGCGACUUCACCUUCGAGUGCAACUGCCUGCCAGGUUUCGAGGGAAGCGUCUGCGGACACAACGUGGACGACUGCCCCAACCACAAGUGCCUGAACGGGGGCGUGUGCGUGGACGGGGUGAACACCUACAACUGCCGCUGCCCGCCCCAGUGGACAGGCCAGUUUUGCACCGAGGAUGUGGAUGAGUGCCAGCUCCAGCCCAAUGCCUGCCAGAACGGGGGCACCUGCACCAACCACAACGGGGGCUACGCCUGUGUCUGCGUCAACGGCUGGAGCGGCGACGACUGCAGCAAGAACAUCGACGACUGCUUCACUGCCUCCUGUGCCAACGGCUCCACCUGCAUCGACAGGGUGGCUUCCUUCUCCUGCAUUUGUCCAGAGGGGAAGGCAGGUCUUCUGUGCCACUUGGAUGAUGCCUGUGUUAGCAAUCCGUGCCAGAAAGGUGCUCUCUGUGACACCAACCCUGUGAAUGGAAACUACAUCUGCACCUGUCCCCAGGGCCAUAAGGGAGCAGACUGCACUGAGGAUGUGGAUGAAUGUGCAAUGGCAAACAGCAAUCCGUGUGAGCACGCCGGGAAAUGUGUCAACACCGAGGGCUCUUUCCACUGUGAGUGCCUGAAGGGCUACACAGGGCCUCGCUGUGAGAUGGACAUCAAUGAAUGCCACUCAAACCCGUGCCAGAACGAUGCCACCUGCCUGGAUAAAAUUGGAGGAUUCACCUGUCUCUGUAUGCCAGGUUUUAAAGGAGUUCACUGUGAAGAAGAUAUUGAUGAAUGCCUGAGUAAUCCCUGUGUGAACAAUGGAGUGUGUCUUGAUAAAGUCAAUCGCUUCCUCUGUGUCUGCCCUCCUGGGUUCAGUGGGGCCGUGUGCCAGAUUGACAUAGACGACUGUUCCAGCACGCCGUGUCUCAAUGGAGCCAAGUGCAUUGACCACCCCAAUGGCUACGAGUGCCAGUGUGCCACAGGUUUUACUGGCCUUCUGUGUGAGGAGAACAUCAACAACUGUGACCCUGAUCCCUGCCACCACGGGGAAUGCCAGGAUGGCAUAGAUUCAUACACCUGCAUCUGCAACCCUGGCUACAUGGGUGCCAUAUGCAGUGAGCAGAUUGACGAGUGCCACAGCAGUCCUUGCCUCAACCAAGGGCGCUGCAUCGACCUGGUCAAUGGCUACCAGUGCAACUGCCUGCUGGGCACCUCAGGAAUAAACUGUGAGAAUAACUUUGACGACUGUGCCAGUAACCCGUGCGUGCGUGGGACCUGUGUAGAUGGCAUUAAUCGCUACAACUGCACCUGUGAACCUGGAUUUACAGGCCCCCGAUGCAACGUGGACAUCGAUGAGUGCACGUCCAGCCCCUGCCACAACGGCGGCACGUGCAUCAACGAGGUGAACGGCUUCCGCUGCGUGUGCCCCGAGGGCUUCCACCACCCGCACUGCCAGCCCCAGGCCGACGGCUGCCUCAGCAGCCCCUGUGUGCACGGCAACUGCACACCCACUGCCACCGGGUACAAGUGUGUCUGUGACCCAGGCUGGAUAGGAGAUUAUUGUUCAACAGAAGGGAAUGAAUGUAAAUCAAACCCAUGCCAGAAUGGAGGAACAUGUGAGGAUCUGUUGAAUGGAUACAGAUGUACCUGCAGGAAGGGAUUCAAAGGUGUGAACUGCCAGGUAGUGGUUUCUCCUUGUUCCCCUAAUCCUUGCGAGAACUCGGGAAUCUGCCAAGAAUCUCCUGACUCUGAAGGCUACACCUGCCAGUGUGCUCCUGGCUGGGAAGGGGAAAGAUGCACAGUGGAUAUUGAUGAGUGUCUCUCCAAGCCCUGCAAGAACCACGCCCUGUGCCACAACAUCCAGGGCAGUUACCUGUGCGAGUGCCGGCCCGGCUUCACCGGCGGCGACUGCGACAGCAACAUCGACGACUGCCUGGCCAAAUUCAGCCCCCAAGAGAGAGCAGCUUCUGGGAUGAGCAGUUUAGUGUUUGAUGAGCAGGGUAGUGCUGGCAUCUCUGCCUCAUUGCAGUCGGAAUUUCGAUAUUUCAAGCUCAUUUCCCUGCUCUGGGAGUUCAGGGAGUGCUUCUUCAGCCAGAAGUUAGCAGUGAUCAAAAGAUCCUGUUAUCUGCUUUUCUCCCUUAGUUCAGUCAUGUUUCUGUUCCCUUUUGUCUGUGAGCUAAUUGCAUUUUGUCUCAGCUUACCUUUCUUGCUCCUGCCUUGCAGCUCCUGUUUCAAUGGAGGCACUUGUGUGGAUGGAGUCAAUUCCUUCACCUGCCAGUGCCCCCUGGGCUUCACGGGCCCCUUCUGCCUGACAGAAAUCAACGAGUGUGACUCCCACCCCUGCCUCAACAGGGGCACCUGUGUGGACAGCCUGGGCACAUACAGGUGUAUCUGUCCCUUGGGCUACACUGGCAAGAACUGCAAGUCUCUGGUGGAUCUGUGCAGCAAGUCUCCCUGCAAGAACAAGGGCACCUGUGUGCAGACUCUGGCCCAGACCCGCUGCCUGUGCCCGCCCAGCUGGACCGGCGCCUACUGCGACGUGCCCAACGUCUCGUGCCAGGUGGCAGCUUCACAGAGAGGAGUCCCCGUGGACCAGCUGUGCCAGCACUCUGGUCACUGCCUCAACGUGGGGAACAGCCACCACUGCCAGUGCCAGGUGGGCUACACGGGCAGCUACUGCGAGGUGCAGCUGGAUGAGUGUGACUCCAGCCCCUGCCAGAACGGAGCCACCUGCCGGGACCACCUGGGCGGAUACCAGUGCGAGUGUGUGGCUGGAUACCAGGGGGUCAACUGCGAGUACGAGGUGGAUGAGUGCCAGUUCCAGCCCUGCCAGAAUGGAGGCACCUGCAUCGACCUGGUCAAUCACUUCAAGUGCUCCUGCCCACCAGGAACCCGGGGCCGGCUCUGUGAGGAGAACGUGGAUGACUGCAUCUCGGACUCGGGGGCUCCACGCUGCUUCAACGGGGGGCAGUGCCUUGACCAGAUCGGGGGGUUCAGCUGCCUGUGUCCCCAGGGCUUUGCGGGGGAGCGCUGCGAGGGCGACAUCAACGAGUGCCUCUCCAACCCCUGCAGCCCACGCGGGAGCCUGGACUGCGUGCAGCUCAGAAAUGACUACAGGUGCAUCUGCCGAAGCGCUUUCACUGGCCGUCACUGUGAGAGUGUCAUCGACGUGUGUCCGCGCAAGCCGUGCCAGAACGGUGGCACCUGCGCGGUGGCCAGCAACAUGCCCGAUGGCUUCAUCUGCCAGUGCCCCCCGGGUUAUUCUGGAGCCAAAUGUGAGUUCAACAGCCACAGUACCUGUGGACAAGUGAAAUGCAAGAAGGGAGAGCAGUGCAUCCAAACGUCUUCUGGUCCUCGGUGCUAUUGCCCCAAGCUGUCUGUGGGAGAGGAAUGCCAGACACACCCAGGCUGUGCCAGUGCCCCCUGCCAGAACGGGGGCAGCUGCCACCCUCAUUCUCAGCCUCCUUACUAUUACUGCCAGUGCCCUGCUCACACCCAGGGCAGCCACUGUGAGCAGCCCGUAACGUUCAGCCCGGAGCCCCGAAGAUGCCUGGAUUCCCAGUGUGCAGAAAAAGCCAGGGAUGGCUAUUGUGAUGAGGACUGUAACACCCAUGCGUGCCAGUGGGAUGGAGGCGACUGCUCCCUGACUGUGGAGGAUCCUUGGGCCAACUGCUCCUCCUCCCUGCCCUGCUGGAUGCUUUUCAAUGGGCAGUGUGACGAGUUCUGCAACACGCCCGAGUGCCUGUUUGACAACUUUGAGUGUCAGCAAAAUAGCAGGACGUGCAAGUAUGACAAGUACUGUGCGGAUCACUACGCGGACGGGCGCUGCGACCAGGGCUGCAACAGCGAGGAGUGCGGCUGGGACGGGCUGGACUGCGCCGGCGACAAGGCCGAGAAGCUGGCGGAGGGCACCCUCAUCAUCGUGGUCCUGAUGCCCCCUGAUGAGCUGCUGGAGGACAUCCGCAGCUUCCUGCGCACCCUGGGGACGCUGCUGCACACCAACCUGAGGAUUAAGCUGGACUCCCAGGGGAACCCCAUGGUGUUCCCGUACUAUGGGGAGAAAUCGGCGGCGCGGAGCCGUCGGUCGCUCGUGGUGGUUCGCAAGCACAGAGAGCUGGAGCAAGAGGUCAUUGGCACCAAGGUGUUCCUGGAGAUCGACAACCGCCAGUGUGCAGAGGACUCAGAGCAAUGCUUUCACAACACAGAAGCUGCUGCAGCUCUCUUAGCUGCUCAGGCCAUCAAGGGCAUGCUGCCCUAUCCUUUUGUGUCUGUCCAAAGUGAGCCCUUGUUACCACCAAAGACCCAGCUGCUUUACCUGCUUGCUGUGGCAGCUUUGAUCAUCCUGCUGAUCCUCCUGCUGGGGGUGAUGAUGGCCAAGCGCAAGCGCAAGCACGGCUCCCUGUGGCUCCCUGAGGGCUUCAUCCUGCGCAGGGAUCCCAGCAACCACAAACGCAGGGAGCCUGUUGGGGAGGACGCUGUCGGACUCAAAAAUUUGUCAGUCCAGAUACCAGAGGGUAACCUGGCCGACCCUGGGACAACUGAGCACUGGGCAGGUGAUGGUGGACCUCAGCCAAAGAGAGCCAAGGCUGAGGACCAGGCCUUGCUGCCAGAAGGGGACGAGCAGAUCGACCAGCGCCAGUGGACACAGCAGCACCUGGAAGCAGCAGAUGUCUGCGGCAGCACCUCCCUGGCUCUCACCCCCCCUCAGGCUGAUCAGGAAGUGGAUGUGCUGGAUGUCAACGUCAGGGGGCCAGACGGCUGCACUCCGCUGAUGCUGGCAUCUCUGCGUGCGGGCGGCUCCGACAUCAGCGAGGAUGAUGAGGACGGGGAGGACUCCUCAGCAAACAUCAUCACAGAUCUGAUCUACCAGGGGGCCAACCUGCAGGCGCAGACAGACCGCACCGGGGAGAUGGCUCUGCACCUGGCAGCCCGCUACUCCCGAGCCGACGCUGCCAAGCGGCUCCUGGAUGCCGGGGCCGAUGCCAAUGCCCGAGACAACAUGGGACGGACCCCUCUGCACGCAGCCGUGGCUGCUGACGCCCAGGGGGUUUUCCAGAUCCUGAUCCGUAACAGAGUGACAGACUUGGACGCUCGGAUGAACGAUGGGACGACCCCGUUGAUUCUGGCUGCACGUCUGGCUGUGGAAGGGAUGGUGGCCGAGCUCAUCAAUUGCCAGGCUGAUGUCAACGCCGUGGAUGACCACGGUAAAUCUGCUCUUCACUGGGCUGCUGCUGUCAACAAUGUGGAAGCAACACUAGUACUGCUGAAAAAUGGAGCCAACAGAGACAUGCAGGAUAACAAGGAGGAGACUCCACUCUUCCUCGCUGCUCGGGAAGGCAGCUUUGAAGCAGCAAAAAUCUUGCUGGACCAUUUUGCCAACCGAGACAUCACGGACCACAUGGACCGGCUGCCCCGGGACGUGGCCCAGGACCGGAUGCACCAUGACAUCGUGCAGCUCCUCAACGAGUACAACGUGGCCCACAGCCCCGCUGGGCACCCCGGGGCCAUGCUGAACUCUGCCCUCUCCCCUGUCAUCUGUGGCCCCAACCGGUCCUUCCUCAACCUGAAACACGCGUCACUAAGCAAGAAGUCACGAAAACCGAAUGCCAAAGGCAUGCCCGCCAGCCUCACCAAAGAUGCAAAGAGGAGAAGGAAGAAGUCCCUCAGCGAGGGCAAAGGGCAGUUUUCAGAGAGCUCCGUGACCCUGUCACCGGUGGAUUCCCUGGAGUCUCCCCACGCUUUUGCAUCUGAACCAACCUCCUCUCCUGUGAUGCCGUCACCGGGGGUGCUGCACUCGUCGCCCAGCUCGCUGCUGACGGCUCCGUCGGUGCAGGCUGCCCACACCAUGUCCUUCUCCAACCUGCAUGAGAUGCAGCCCCUGGGCCGUGGCUCCAGCACGGUGCUCCCCUCCGUCAGCCAGCUGCUGUCUCAGCACAGAACCACCCCUCCCAACAGCGGGCUUGGCAGGCUGCGGCCAGGCAACGUGUCCACCGAGUGGAUGAACCGCAUGGAGGUGAACGAGUCCCAGUACAACGAGAUGUUCGGCAUGGUGCCCCAGGUGAUGCAUUCCCACCCCAGCGUUUCUCAGCAGAGCGGCUUGGUUCAAGCGGACGCGAAGCACCUGGGGGUGUCCAGGGAGUCUUUGCCCCCCAUCAUGACUUUCCAGCUGGUUCCCAAGGGCAGCAUAAACCAGCAAGCACUGCCGCAGCAGGCCCAGUCAAACUGCGCUCAGAACAUGGCUGGCCCUCUUAGCUCCAUGUACCAGAUCCCAGAUCUAGCCCAGCUGCCCAGCGCCUCGUUCUCCAUGGCUGCCAUCCCUCAGCAGGACGGCCAGGUGGCUCAGACGGUCCUCCCGGCCUACCACCAGUUCCAGAGCUCAAUGGGGAAGUACCCCACGCCUCCCUCCCAGCACAGCUGCUACUCCUCGGCCACAGAACGGACUCCUAGCCACAACCGGCACUUACAAGGGGAGCACCCGUACCUGACUCCGUCGCCCGAAUCUCCGGACCAGUGGUCAAGCUCUUCCCCCCACUCUGCCUCUGACUGGUCUGACGUGGCGACCAGCCCCAGCAACAACCAGCGCGGGCCAGCGGCCGCCCACAUGCCGGAGCAGCAGCGGAACAACAUGCAGGUGUACGCCUGAAGGCUGCCCGUGGGUCAGCCCCACUAAAGCGGACUCCAGAACUCAUGAAGGUCUUCCAGGAUGGAAAUGAAGAACCAUUUUAGUAUCCAAGAGUCUUAAUGAGCCCAGGAUGUUCUUUCGUUGGAGGGACCGUGGUCGCUGUAGACUUGUAUGCUUUCAUGCUAGAUCGAGAACUGUAGAAGCUGGUGAUGGAGAAGACCAGCUGGGUCACUUCUGACCAACUGGACGUGACUGCUGUCUGCACUGGAUUCUCCAGUCUGCUUUUAGACUCGUUCCACCAUUGCUUUGGGGAGACAGCUCUUCAGCCUAAUACAUCUUGUGGUCAUUUCUCCAGAAAUUUAGCCAAAACCAGCUUUGUAUCCUUAUUUUGUUACUCCUCCUGUUACCCAUGUAACCUCUCUCUGAAGCACCUUCUACUAGUUCUCCUCGAGUUCAAGUUGCCUUUUUUUGACACAGCUCAGAGCUGCACCCACAUUCCUAGCCUCCCUCCUUCCCUUGUCCACUCUUGCUCAGCAAGCAAGCCGGACCUCCCUAAACACCUGCAGGUCAAGUGACGCCUCCUGUCACGCAGCUUCACCCUUUCCUCCUCAGGAGUCUUUGCCUUGUAGAGACCUACUAACACCCCUUAGUGUUCUCACUGCCUGCUCCCCAGGUAUUAUGAGAUUAUAUAUACAUAUAGUCUUUUUAGGUUGUUUGUUUUGUUAUUUUCCCUCCCAAAAACGCUGGUCUGACCUGGUCUUCCCACCACGGUGGCCUGUGGGCCCAUCUCUUCCCCGAGACACCCCUGACCAUUUUGACACACUACCCUCCCCGUGCCCCCAUCCUGCCAGGAGUGUCCAUGACCAUCUCUGUGGGCUCCCAUGCCAGAAGAGAUGCACUGCAACUGAUACAGGCCUUUUGGGAUGAGCACGAGUGUUUCAAAAACUGGUAACACAAGCUCCCAGCGUUCUUGCACAGAAGUCCCCUCCCCUCCAUCCAAGGGUGGCUGUGUGUCCUGUCCUCCAGAUACCAUAUGCUGCCUCUUUAUGGUAUUAUCAACAAGUGCCAAACGUGUGGUUACAUGUUUGCGGUGUGUGCCCUUCUGCGUCAGGAACGUCGUCCAGCCCUUUGAAAAGUGUCCCUUUUGCUGCAGCCCUGGAUCACAGCUGCCUGUCCUCCCUUCGCAGCGCACGGAGGUCGCAGCACUGACUGCCCCGCAGGCCUCCAGCAGCCAGGAGCUGGGCUGUGGCAGCAGACCAAAUAGCUCAGAAACCAUUGCCUCCUGCAGCUUGGUGCACAGCUUUGGGGCUGUCCUCUGCGGAGGUCACCCAGCUGAGGUGUCCGUGUGCUCUGUGGGACAGCAGGGCCGCUCGUGGUGCGGCUGCCCCCAGUGUUUGGAGCUGUGGAAGCCAGCUGUCACUGACCUUAGGCACACAGCCGCCCUUUCUGCUUUGUCCACUAGAGCAGCGCUUCUCCAAAGGGCUCCAGACCAGCCAGCAGCCGAAGUGAACCUUGUGGGGAUGGUUUGCUCCUGCCUCUUCAGGGGAGUGCUGCAGACACGUCUUCCAAAGAGCUUGGGGUGCCGGCUGCUGCCAAAGGACUGAAGGCCGCUCCCCGCGAGCCGCCCAUCCAACACCCUACCGUGUACAGUAUUGUCUCUGCUGUUCCCUUCCAUUCUAAUCAAGAGUCAAAGUUGCUUUGCUUUUUUUGCUUUUUUUGUUUGUUUUGUUUUCCAAUUCCACUCAAUGGUACAUGAAGGCAGGGCCUCAGGAGGAGCUGGUUCCCGGGGCCAUCGCUUUGGGCUGAAGUUUUUAGUUUUCAGCUGUGUGUGAAUUUGCCACUUUUCCCGGCGCGCACAGCGUUCCCCGGCACGCUGGCUGCAGCUGACUCAGACCUCCAGGGGGUCUGUCCAGGUACACCUUUCACUGCAAAUAAUGAAGUGUUGCUACAUCCAUGCUAAAGAAACAAAGGGCUUUUGCUCGUUAGCUCCAAAUAACCAAGUGCCUUUUUAUAUAUGUGGCUACCUUUUACAAGAUGAGUGCUUUCUGUGGAAUGAAGCCGGUUCUGUGCCUGGCUGUUAAUACGAUGGCCCUCUGCCUUUCUUCUCUAUUUUUUUUUUUAAACUACUUGUAAAGAUAAUAUCUCCUUAAGGUGGUAUUUUAUCUCGUAAGUUGUAGAGUAACCAUUCACACAGCAGCAUUUUCCUAUAUUAAUAAUGGAAAAUAUUUGCUUAUUUUUACAUUUUUUAUAAAAGUCUUUUAUGAAAAUAGUUGCUGCCAAAUGUAUAAGCAAUUUUUAUCCCCAGAAUAAAAAGUAUGUGCCCAUUGUC